AUGGCUGUGAUGUUGGCGCUUCUUCUCUCCAUGCUGCUGGUGUCCACCCACACUCCUAGUCUAGCGUCUCCUUCCUGCCCUGUGAGCUGUCGCUGCUACAGCCUCACUGUGGAGUGUGGCUCCACCGGCCUGAGGGACAUUCCCAAACACAUCCCUCCAUCAACACAGACCAUCUUCCUCCAGGACAAUUUGAUUGGUCAGAUCCGUCGACAGGACCUCAUUCUGCUGAAGCACCUGCACUACUUGUAUCUGCAGAACAACACCAUCUCAGCAGUGGAGCCUGGCUCUUUCCAGAACCAGGGUCAGUUGUUGGAGCUGGCUCUGAAUGGGAACCGGAUCCAUCUGGUGACAGCUGACAUGUUUCAGGGACUCGAACACCUGCGCAUUCUUUACCUGGCAGGAAAUGAUAUCACACGCCUGCAGGACUACACCUUCCGUGGAUUACAGCGUCUGCAGGAGCUCCAUUUGCAGCACAACAGUAUAGACAUGUUAGCGGACCAGGCUCUAGCUGGCUUGACUUCUCUGGCUCUAUUGGACUUGAGCAGGAAUAAUCUUCACACCAUUGGCCCUGCGUCCCUGCAACCUCUUGUGAGCCUGCAGGUGCUGCGCAUCACAGACAACCCAUGGCGCUGUGACUGUGCUCUCCACUGGCUGAGGAGCUGGAUUGAUGAGGCGGGGCAGCGGCUGCUCAGCUCUGCAGAACGUCGGCUGGUCUGCACUGAGCCGCCACGUCUCUCCCACCUCAGCCUGGUGGAGGUUCCCCUCAACAGCCUGGUGUGCAUCCCUCCGCUGGUGCAGCUGGAGCCCAGGAGGCUAGCUGUGCGCCUGGGAGAGAGCCUAAGGGUGUCCUGCCAUGCCUCUGGUUACCCUCGGCCCCAGGUGACCUGGAGGAAGGCAUCCCAGGGUAAAGUGGUGCUUUCUCCCAGAGGCCUGGUUCAGGAGCUGGGUGCUGGAGGAGGUGGAGUGGGCAGAGCAGAGGAUCCCUCAGAAGAAGGCAGAGUCAGUCUGCACAAGACUGACGCUGAGCGCUUUGACCCCGACACUGGCAGUGGCAUGCUGUUUCUCAGUAAUGUGACUGUGGCUCACGCAGGUUUCUAUGAAUGUGAAGCCUGGAAUGCAGGGGGUGUGGCCAGGGUGACCUUUCAGCUCGCCAUCAACUCAUCCACUUCCUCCUCCUCCUCCUCUUCCUCGUCCAUCUGGGCCUCCUGGUCCCAAGUGUCCUCUCCAUACUCCCCCGCUUGGCCCCGGCUGAGGAACCACGGCCCUGCUUUGGGCUCAGAUGUGAGCCGCGAACCCCUGUACGCUCUGGGCAACAUGGCCUUCAGCGCUCUGGGAGCUGCCACUCAGACUGCCAUUGCUGUGGGCAUCUCCCUGCUGGCUCUGACCGCUCUGCUACUGGUCGCCAUGAUCUACAGCCGACAUCAGCAACGAGAUAAGGAGGCCGAUGGAGCUGAGAAAGAGGAGAGCAUCCUGUACGUGAACGACUACUCUGACGGCCCCACCACCUUCGCCCAGCUGGAGGAGUACCGUGACGAGCGUGGCCAUGAGAUGUACGUCCUCAACAGGGCCAAGCCUGUGCUGCCUCCUGCUCCACCCACAGCUGUCUCCACCACUAACUUAGGUUGCCCCGCUCCGUCUGACACCUCCAGCCACACCCUCUCCUCGGGGCCUGGUCAGACCCUGACUCCCACUCUGGUCCCCAACAAACAGCAGCAACAGCAGCAGGAGGGUGACAUACGGACCAUGAGGAGAAUGGCUGGUGAGGGGGGGGAGGCUGAGCCUGUGAUCACAUCAGAGGCUGAAGGGAUGUUUCUUAACCACACAGGCCUGUUCAUGGACUCUCAGAUCGCCUACGAGAUCCACUGCUGA
This is a messenger RNA of Xiphias gladius (swordfish), 1869 nucleotides long. Its product is annotated as leucine-rich repeat-containing protein 24-like. Lineage: Eukaryota; Metazoa; Chordata; Actinopteri; Istiophoriformes; Xiphiidae. The coding region runs from base 1 to 1869 and encodes 622 amino acids. The transcript has 7 exons. The record is from RefSeq and is a predicted model, not a curated record. Gene Ontology annotation, molecular function: protein binding.